Closterium sp. NIES-67 is the source of this 3467-nucleotide messenger RNA. The record is from the annotation of a GenBank genome assembly. Lineage: Eukaryota; Viridiplantae; Streptophyta; Zygnematophyceae; Desmidiales; Closteriaceae.
UUCUGCUCUCCUCAAAGCCUUCUCGCAUCCUCUUCCCCUUUCCUUUUCCCAGUUCGUCCUCAGGGGUUUCUCUAGGGCUCUUCAUUGGCUGCAGGCAGCCCACUAGGAAGCCAUGGUCCACGUCGCCUUUUAUCGCAACUAUGGCAAGACCUUCAAGAGGCCGCGUCGUCCGUUCGAGAAGGAACGGCUCGACGCGGAGCUGAAGCUGCUCGGAGAGUACGGUCUGCGUUGCAAGCGCGAGCUGUGGCGCGUGCAAUACGUUCUGUCGCGUAUUCGUAAGAACGCUCGCGAGCUGCUCACGCUCGACGAGAAGAGCACUCGCCGCAUCUUCGAGGGCGAGGCUCUGCUGCGCCGCAUGCACCGCUACGGUCUGCUGGAGGAGAGCCAGAACAAGCUCGAUUACGUGCUGGCGCUGACUGUCGAGAACUUCUUGGAGCGUCGCCUCCAGACCCUUGUCUUCAAGACCGGCCUCGCCAAGUCCAUCCAUCACGCCCGCGUCCUGAUCCGCCAGCGCCACAUCCGGGUGGGGAAGCAGAUUGUGAACAUCCCGUCCUUCCUCGUGCGACUUGAGAGCCAGAAGCACAUCGACUUUGCUCUGACCAGCCCGUUCGGCGGUGGCAGGCCAGGCCGUGUGAAGCGCAGAAACCUCAAGGCUGCCUCCAAGAAGGGCGGUGAGGAUGGUGACGAGGAUGAGGAAGAGUAAAUGCACACAUGUGUAGGGCAGCUAGUUAAGGGUGUCCUGACAAUGCAGGCCAUGCAUGCUAUCGGAUGUAACGCCUUGUUUCAUGGCUGAAGAGUUGACCAUGAAAUGAAAUCACUCGUUUUUGUCAGAAGAUUUGCUUGCAAUGUGUAUCUGCUGUAGACUUCUCUCUCAUGUCUAUACUUCCGUUGCCCUUCUUGAUGGAACAUUGAUAUAUGUAGAACUCGUCAUGGUUGAGGAAAUUCAAAAUGUUUCGUUGACGAUCUGACAAACUUGACGAAAAGGCUGUAAGGAUACAUUGAAAGUGCACCUCAAUCGAGUCCAGUUGCAGCGAGUCGCUCGCUUGCUCAGCUCAGCAUUGAUCUCUAGCCAAGCUCGAUCGGCCGCCACAUAGGCGUCUCGAUCAGCCUCAUGAAGUGACAAAGCUAGGCAGGCUACCGCGUCGUGAUGGCUAACAAAUACCCUAAUUUUAAUGAAGAUAAAGAGGAGUGCAGGAAGUUUCUGAGCAACUACCGCGAUGAGGACGGCAUAUUCAAGUACAUGCGGCUGCUGCAAGAUGUGGCAGAUCGCAAGCUCCACGUCAUCAACAUCCACAUGGCAGAUCUCGUCGCGUAUGGCGGCGGCAGCAACGAGGAGUUCGUAGCGCGCAUCUACAGCAACGCGCGGCGCUACAUCAGCCUCUUUGCCGAGGCGGCGGACGACCUCAUGCCGGACCCGUCGCUGUCGGCGGAGCAGGUGGAGCGGGAGGAGGACGUGUACGACGUGCUCAUGCGCCAGCGGGCAGAGCAGCACGCCGAGAACCUCGCGCAGGGCGAUGCCGCCGUGGCGGCUGUGGAUCCGCUGUACCAGCUGCCAGCUUUGCUCCGACGGCGAUUCGACCUGCACAUCGUGCCAGAGCCGAAGCGCAAGGCGCAGGCGAUCCGCGAGGUGGGGGCAGGGCAGAUCGGGCGGCUGGUGGUGGUCAAGGGCAUUGUGACACGGUGCACGGACGUGAAGCCGCUGCUGCAGGUCGCGACGUACACAUGCGACGAGUGCGGGUUCGAGAUCUACCAGGAGGUGACAGCGCGCACGUUCAUGCCACUGUUCGAGUGCCCGUCCGCGCGCUGCCGCACCAACAACGCACGCGGCCGCCUGCACCUGCACACGCGCGGCUCCAAGUUCCAGAAGUUCCAAGAGGCGCGCAUUCAGGAGCUGGCGGAGCAGGUGCCCAAGGGGCAUGUGCCGCGCGCCAUGACCGUGCAGAUAAGAGGCGACCUCACCAGGCAGGUGUCACCGGGCGACGUGGUGAGUGUGGCGGGAAUAUUCCUGCCCGUGCCCUUCGUGGGCUUCAAGGCCAUGCGGGCAGGCCUCACCGCUGACACAUACCUGGAGGCCAUGAGCUUCCACCACUUCAAGAAGCGCUUCUCCGAGUACGCGAGUGAGCAGACCCCCGAGGAGGCAGCAGCUGUGCGGCAGCUGGCAGCGGAGGGCAGCAGCGACGUGUACAGCCGCCUGGCGCGGUCCAUUGCGCCGGAGAUCUACGGCCACGAUGACGUCAAGAAGGUGCUGCUGCUGCUGCUUGUGGGCGCGCCCACACGCACGCUGCCCGACGGCAUGAAGAUCCGCGGGGACGUGCAUGUGUGUCUGAUGGGCGACCCCGGGGUGGCCAAGAGCCAGCUGCUGAAGCACAUAGUGACGGUGGCGCCCAGAGGCGUUUACACCACGGGCAAGGGCAGCAGUGGCGUGGGGCUCACCGCCGCUGUCACCAGAGACACUGUCACGGGGGAGAUGGUCCUGGAGGGGGGGGCUCUGGUGCUGGCGGACAUGGGCAUCUGCGCCAUCGACGAGUUUGACAAGAUGGACGAAAACGACCGCACUGCCAUACACGAGGUGAUGGAGCAGCAGACGGUGAGCAUCGCCAAGGCAGGCAUCACCACGUCACUCAACGCGCGCACCGCCGUGCUGGCCGCUGCCAACCCUGCCUGGGGCCGCUACGACAUGCGGCGCACGCCAGCGGAGAACAUCAACCUGCCGCCCGCACUGCUCUCCAGAUUUGACAUCCUCUGGCUCAUGCUGGACCGUGCUGAUGUGGACGCUGACCUGGCGCUGGCCCGCCACGUGCUGCACGUGCACCAGCACUCCGCGCCGCCCGCUCUUGACUUUGACCCGGUUGACCCCACGCUGCUCAGGAACUUCAUCGCGACAGCGCGCACAUAUGAGCCGUGUGUGGCAGAGGAGCUGACGGACUUCAUCACCUCCGCCUACGCGGGGCUGCGGCAGGAGGAGGCAGCCAGCGACGCGCCGCACACCUACACCACCGCCCGCACACUGCUCUCCAUCCUGAGGCUCUCGGAGGCCCUGGCGCGGCUGCGCUUCGCGGCGGUGGUGGCGCAGGCGGACGUGGAGGAGGCGCUGCGGCUGAUGCACGGCUCCAAGGCGUCGCUGCAGACCGAGGCACGGCAGCGCGCCGGGCUGGACGCCAUCUCCGCCGUCUACUCCAUCGUGCGCGACGAGGCCGCUCGGGCACGGUCGACAGUGGUGUCGUAUGCCGACGCGCUCAACUGGAUCACCCGCAAGGGCCACAGCGAGGCGGAGCUAAGGGAAUGUCUGGAGGACUAUGCGGAGCUCAACGUGUGGCAGAUAGACCAAGACUCACUAACCAUCCGCUUUAUAGACUCUUGACCAAACAUAGUACUUCGUAUAUCAGUGUGCCCUGAGUGUAAUGGCAAUGGCAUGGCACUAUAGCAAGCAAACUUAAGUUUCUGGUUUAGUGCAUUCACAAACACCU